AUGGUGCUCAAGUCCGGCGAGCAAGCCCCUCUGACGCUGGUGCGCAUCGUCGAGAUCCUGCAGUCAGUAUUCCCCGCCGACGUCGUGCGGGCCGUCCCCGUGCUGGAGGUUGAGGUACCCCAGGCCCUCAUCCACCACAAGCUGGUCAAGAUGGUCUCGUUGACGGGGUCCAUCCUGCCUCUGAACAUCAAACUAUUGAACCUGGAGGACUCUGUUCUUUCGCUCUAUCUUAUCAGACACCUUGCAUGCUUGCUGCACUUAAAGGAUAUAGUUGGUCAAUCCCACGCUCCUGUCCGCUGGUACACACGUGAAAGCUCCCGUCGAAUCGCAUCAUGCUCUCCCGCGAAAUGGCCUCUACCGUACAUCGACAGCCCCCCAGGCCCUCCACAAGACAGCGACAGAGGACAGGACGAGCGUGCGAGGAGUGCCGGCGCCGCAAGCUCCGCUGCGAUGGCCAGCAACCGCGGUGCGGAGUCAAUGCUCGAGGAUCGGCUGGCGGCGCAGCAUCAUCGCGCACCUGUGUCCGCAUUCAACCCUUUGUCGACCCCGUUGACCGAUGAUCCACCCGAUGGCACCAAUGUGUCCAGCGCGUCGAGUGUUGCUGAAUCAAUUCCGCCGCCGCUCAUCACCGAGAGUAUGACUGUCUCCGAGCCCGAUAUCACACUGUUGAACACAAUGACAAGCGUCAGUUCUGCCCCAUCGAUCGCGAUAUGCAACAAAGAAAUCGGGGGUGUAGAGCCGAUGACCGAGCUGAUGCAGGCAGAGCUGAACCAACUGUACUUUGACCGCGUUCACCUGUCGGUCCAGAUCCUCCAUCAGCGUCGAUAUCUGAGCUGGGCAAGAAACGCCGCGAAGAGGACAUCUCGCCGGUGUCUGCAGUACGCAGUCUGGACGCUGGCGUCUCUCCUCUCUGCUCAAUUCCAGCACCUGCAAGACUCCUUCUACAAGGAGACGAAGCGGACGCUGGAACUCUCCUAUCUCUCAGGCGACUCUAACACGCCGGUGGACACGGAAGAGAUCCAGGCAUGGAUUCUGAUCGCAACGUACGAGUCCAUGCGGACCUUCCAUCGCUCCGCGUGGAUGAGCGCCGGCCGUGCGUUUCGGCUCGUGCAACUGAUGCGCCUUCACGAGCUUGACAGUCCCACGAAACCGCCUGUGCCCGAGGCCGACCUGGUCGAGACCGAGGAGAAGCGUCGGGUCUUCUGGAUGGCCUAUUUCCUGGACCACCUGUUCAGCAUGCGUAACAACUGGCCGAUCACCCUGAACGAGCACGUGAUCUGCACCCGUCUCCCAGCGCCGGAGAGGGAGUUCCAAAGCGGCCAGCCGGUGCUAGGCGCUUUCCUGUCCGAAGCAAUCAUGGACGUCAAACCGCAGACAACGUCCCCGUUCAACGAAUGCGUCAUCCUCGCCACCAUCUGCGGCCGCAGCCUGUUCCACGCCCAGCAAUACAGCGUGCGCUUCAUCUACGGUGACACGGCCCCCAACUGGACCGACCAGCACCAGUGGCUCGACAGCCUCCUCAACAACCGCCUCCAGAUCCUCUCCCAGUACUACCCGUCUCCCACGCAGAUCUGCGACCCCAUGCUCUCCUUCGCACAUAUCAUGGGUCAGGCGAGUGUGAUUCAUCUCUACAAGGGUAUGGAGUCCGUCGUCCAUCCCCUCAUGCCCAUCCCGUUACUGCUCAGUGCCGAGUUCCUAUACAGCAAUCGAGGCACGGACGCGGCAUUCAACUCUCUGCUUCAAGAGCUCCUGCAGACGUUUCGGCAGCUAAAGAAUGUUAAUGACCCAAGCCAGAGUUACAUUCACUUGCUAGAGCUGUCAUGUACCACCGCCUCGAUUGGCUUGGCAAGGGAAAGUUCUACCGCGCCAUGA
This is a messenger RNA of Aspergillus terreus NIH2624, 1872 nucleotides long. RefSeq lists its product as uncharacterized. The transcript is spliced from 7 exons. Gene Ontology annotation, molecular function: oxidoreductase activity; DNA binding; zinc ion binding. Gene Ontology annotation, biological process: DNA-templated transcription. Gene Ontology annotation, cellular component: nucleus. Bases 1 to 1872 code for a protein of 623 amino acids. NCBI's taxonomy places the organism in Eukaryota, Fungi, Ascomycota, Eurotiomycetes, Eurotiales, Aspergillaceae. The record is from RefSeq and is a predicted model, not a curated record.